CCUCCGAGGCGCGGCGGGAGCGCGGUGGCUACUGCCUCCGGCGCUCCGAGGGCUCCCGCGGCCCGAGGGCUCUCCUGUUCCUAGUUCUCCCGCGGCCCGAGAUCAGCGCUGCCCGAGGUCGCCGCCCCCACCAUGCCGCUGAGAGGUCCUGAGCUGCUCCUGCUGCUACUCUGCGGCCUGCGAGCCGAGAUUCAGGAACAGGAGGUCAGAGCAAUGGUGGGCAGCGACGUCCAGCUCAGCUGUGUCUACCCUGAAGGAAACAGCUUCGAUUUAAAUGACCUUUAUGUUUACUGGCAAAUCCCGGACAAACCAAAUACCUACUCCGUGGUGACUUACUACCUCUCCGGGAACAACUCCGCUGGCCACAGCGACAACCACUACAAGGGCCGGGCCCAGCUGUCCCUGGACAGCAUGAAGCGGGGUGACUUCUCUCUCCACCUGCGCAAUAUCACCCCCCAGGACGAACAGAAAUUUAACUGCCUGGUGUUUCGGAAAUCCUUAGAAUUAAAAAAGAUUUUGGAAGUUGUGGUCACGCUGCACGUGGCAGCGAACUACAGCAUGCCUGUGGUCAGCGGCCCGUCCCAGGAUGAGGAGUUCACCCUCACGUGCACGUCCACAAAUGGCUACCCGAGGCCGAACGUGUACUGGAUCAACAGGACAGACAACAGCCUGCUGGACCUGGCCCUGCAGAACAGCACCGUGUCCUUGAACGAGCGGGGCCUGUAUGACGUGGUCAGCAUCCUGAGGCUCGGGCGGACGCCCAGCGUGAACGUGGGCUGCUGCAUAGAGAACGUGCUGCUGCACCAGAACCUGACCGUCAGCAGCUGGACAGGAAUGUUCACCGGAACCAAGGACAGCUUCACGGAGAACCCAGCCGAUGGCACCCGCGAGUGGGGAGGCGGGGCGGUUCCCAGCAUCCUGGCCGUGCUGGCCGUGGUCGUGGCUGUGGCCACUGGCUGGCUGUGCAGGAGCAGGUGCCCCAGCCGGAGCUACGCAGGUGCCCAGGCUUCGAGGCCAGAGGUGGAAGUCACCGGCGUCUCCAGUCCCUCUGUUUUCACCAACCUGAGUCCUGAGAUCAGCCUCUGCCUCCAAAGUGAAAGUCAGCUGACUUGCCACCCACGCCCUCUCCCUCUUUCCUCCCAAGAGCACGUGUGACAAGAGUGGAGCCCCAGGCCUGGACAGGGCCCCGGGAGAGGCCCAGCAGGGACGUCGGACGGCAGCUUGGGAAGUGACUCUGGCCGGCUGGGCAGAGGGGACUGUCUGCGCCGUUAGCACUGGGAUGCACGGACGUGGAGCCCCCCGGCUUUGGGGGGACAGGCAGGGCUUUCCCUGGAAGGACCACACGGACCCCAGGAGCACGUGUUGCGCGCUUCCCUGAUCCCAGCGGGCGGCCUUUUCCCAAGGCCAGCAGCUCUGGGUACGCGGACCCCCGAGUAAGUGGGCUCCCUCCUUCACUGCCAAACCGAAUGAGAAGGGCUGUGACGGCUCCUUCCCACCCUCGGCCCCCCAGAGCCCGCAGCUCUUCUCAACACCCUGGACUCGCGCUGUGGGACCAGUGUCCAAGGCCGGAGGAAGGGCAUCUGGUUCAGAAAGAGGCAAGAGGACGCCUGCCCUCAUCUGGGGUGACCUCGGCUGGGAUGGUCAGUCCUGCUGCAGUGGCCUGCUCGCUGGCUCCGCUGUUCAGGCUCGUGCCCCACCUCCGCCUUGAAGGCACAGGGCCCUGGAGUCUGUCACGUGGGACCUAAAGCAGGAAGUGGUGGACACUGAAGACUGCCCGGAAUCCAUGUUCUUCUAGGGCAUUUGCACCGGGAAGAAAACCCGACCUCUUUUGUUUUGGUCAAAAGCUAGGUUUUCCUCCUCAAAAGCACAACGAAAUUUUUCAAUGUCUGUGCUGGGCUGUGCAGCCAUCUGUGCUGGGGACGUCCCGGGGGGACGCACCUGGAGAGGCAGGAGCCCAGCCUGGGCGGGGCUGAGGCUCGUGUUUCCAGCGGACACUGGCCUGGACAGGUGGUCAUCGUGGUCCUUCAGAAUGGGGCUGUUCUCCUGGCACUUGGCAGCCUUCCAAAUGCAGCAGAAACUCCCUCGAAGUGUGCUGGGCGGCCUCUGCCCCCGGCCCUGUGGCCCACAGCCCCUUGCUGAUCUCCCAUGAGGACCUGCACAGUCUCAAGGCAAAACCUCGUCUCAAACCUUGGGCUCCUGGGAGCCCACCAGGUCCCCCAGUGACUGGAGUGGAGCAGUGGCUACGGGGGCGUGCAGCCGGGGCCUGGACCCCACCCAGACGGUUUCCAUGUUGGUUCCUGGAUUGAAUCUAGCAGUUUGUUGUUUUUGGAAGGUUCCACAAAGGAGGCGCACCCCCCAGGAAAACAAGCCUGUUUUGCCCCUGGUCGCUCAGCACCGAAGGGCAGGGUGUGGGAGGCCUGCAUUUCCCAGACUCGCGGCAAACUUGGCGAGGCCGGCUCAGUGCAGAGCCUGAGCCAAGAUGUGUUUCUGGGAACCCUUCAUGAGUUUCUGCACCACAAGGCCCUCACACGGCUUUUCCACAAAUGUGAUGAGGACUCUACUCAGACUUUUAACAUGAAAGCAUUACAAGACA
Molecule: messenger RNA, 2593 nt
Organism: Camelus dromedarius (Arabian camel)
Lineage: Eukaryota; Metazoa; Chordata; Mammalia; Artiodactyla; Camelidae
Gene: ICOSLG
Product: inducible T cell costimulator ligand
Exons: 7
Coding region: 133-1155 (340 amino acids)
Biological process (GO): T cell receptor signaling pathway; regulation of cytokine production
Cellular component (GO): external side of plasma membrane
Molecular function (GO): signaling receptor binding
Source: RefSeq, a predicted model, not a curated record